Messenger RNA from Oxyura jamaicensis (ruddy duck), 619 nucleotides. It is a transcript of the gene SMIM11, whose product is annotated as small integral membrane protein 11A. The coding region runs from base 227 to 415 and encodes 62 amino acids. NCBI's taxonomy places the organism in Eukaryota, Metazoa, Chordata, Aves, Anseriformes, Anatidae. The record is from RefSeq and is a predicted model, not a curated record. The transcript has 5 exons.
CGCUUCCCCAUCAGGGCCGGCCGUGCCGGGCGCUGCCGCUGCUGGGAGAUGUAGUCCCUCCCUCCCACAGCCAUGGCCGCCCGCUGAGCGGCUGGAGCAUGUGAGGAGCUGCCUGAGGAAUCACUCGUAUUUUCAUUUCAGCUUCUUCAGAUGCUUCUGCCCUGGUCUGUGCCUUUAGAAGUGUGACGCUCGUUGGUGCUGGGCGCAGGAUCGGUCUGCAGCCAGGAUGGUGGCGUUUAACUGGAAGGCUUUGGAGAAUUUCCCACUGCUGAUGUACAUUUUGGCAGCUAAAACAUUGAUUCUUUGCUUAGCGUUUGCUGGUGUAAAAAUGUACCAGAGCAAAAAAAUUGAAGAAAAAUUGAAGAGGGAACGUGAAGAGAAAUUGAAAAGAGAAGCAGAGAAGAAGGAUGAUUGAAGAGUCAGAUUUUCUGACACUUGGCAGCUUGCUUGGAUUCCUUUCCUGGGAGAACGAAGGCUUCCCGUAGAUGAAGGAUGUGUCAAAGGAAUAAAACCCUCAAGAGUAACAUUCACUUAAACUGUAUCUCAACUUUUUAUACGUACAGCAAAAUAUCUAAGCCUCUAUUUAUGCAAUAAAAAACUUUGUAAAAAAAAAAAAAAA